AUGGCGGCUGCACCCGUCAAGCAGCGCUCGGGGCCGGGGGGGCCCCGCGCGCAGCUCCCGCCCUGCUACUACGAGGGAUACCUGGAGAAGCGAGGACCCAAGGAAAAGGCAUCCAGGCGGCUGUGGACAUGUCUGUGCGGGAAUGCACUGUAUUUCUUCAAUAACGCCAAGGACUCAAAUUAUGUGGAGAAGUUGGAGCUCGGUGGGUUUGUGUCCCUGAAGGAUGACUGUAGCCGAGACAGGAACCUGGAGGCAGCCAGGCUCAUUCUGCGUAUGAAGGACGGCGAGACCAAACUCACAGCACCCAACUUGGAAUCAAGAGAGUUGUGGAAGGGUUUCCUCUACUCUGUUAUAGAUCUGAAUGUACCAGCCUGCCUCACGCUGCUGCCAGGCCAGCUGCAGAUGCUGAGGGAGGUGGUGGACAAGGAGCGGUCCAGACGGAGAGCACGCACGCCCACCCGGGCCCCUCCCUCGCCUCUCUGUGUGCCCUUAGUAGGGGAGAUCCCACCGUGUUUCCGACCGGUGUCUCGCACAGAGGCGGAGGUCCUGUUAGACAGACACCCGGACUGUGGCAACAUGCUGCUCCGUCCGGGCAGAGAUGGCUGUUCCCUGGCCGUCACCACCCGACAGGACCUCAACGGGUCAGUUUUUAGACACUACCGUGUGACUCAAAGGGAGCAGGGUGGCUACAUCAUUGAUGUGGAAAAUCCAAUUCCCUGUGCUACACUUCACGAGGUCAUAGAUGCCCUGGUAGAGAAGACCGCAGGGACACUACAGCCUUUUCUACUGGAGGAGCCCUAUGAGGAGAAUAUUACAUACGUUUCCUCCAACGACGAAAAUGGAGAACGAAUCCUCCACACUGCCCCUUCAAGCCCCCUGCCGAAGGCCCCUGCCCUUCCCCCAAAACAAGCUGGUGCAGAUCGUUGGUCCAGUAAACCUAUGUCCAGGUCCCCCGUUCCCGACCGCCGUAUCCUGACGUCACCGGUGCCGUCGUCACCCACCAACCCGAUGAGACGACUCAUCCUGUCCCCUUCACCCCUCACACAGACUUUCAGCGAGGAACUCAAAAUGAAGCUGGAAAAGAGACGAGCCAGUCAGGAGUGACGUACUCCAGCAGCACAAACCAAGAUGGAACAACUUCCGGUCCCGGAUCUGGGGGAAGAAGAAGAAGAAGAAAAAAGAAA
This is a messenger RNA of Lampris incognitus (smalleye Pacific opah), 1184 nucleotides long. RefSeq names its product signal transducing adaptor family member 2a (gene stap2a). The record is from RefSeq and is a predicted model, not a curated record. Lineage: Eukaryota; Metazoa; Chordata; Actinopteri; Lampriformes; Lampridae. The transcript is spliced from 11 exons. Gene Ontology annotation, molecular function: signaling adaptor activity. The coding region runs from base 1 to 1104 and encodes 367 amino acids.